Gongylonema pulchrum is the source of this 903-nucleotide messenger RNA. Lineage: Eukaryota; Metazoa; Nematoda; Chromadorea; Rhabditida; Gongylonematidae. The record is from the annotation of a GenBank genome assembly.
AUGACGCUCUUUUUUUUUGCAGAAAAAUAUAACGAGCAAUUCGUUACGCAAACAAUCGAAAUCAAGCAACCCUCGUUGCCAUUUCGGGAGCUUAUCUUGAAAUAUGGUGGUGCAAAGAAAGAGGCUGAUAAGAAAAAAGAAAAACAACAUCGAUCCAGGAAAACAACCACCACCACCACCAGUGUACCGGAAGAACCGAUACGGAAAAAGGAUCGUUCCUGUAGCAAUCCACCACUGAGUAAACUGAAAAUUCCUCGAUCACUUGUGGAAAACGAGAAACGACGCAGCAAGAAUAAAAAGUCCGCUUCAUCUGACAAUUUGGUAAAUUUGGUGCAAAAAUCAGCUCCGAUGCAGACAAAUAAAGUGUCACCACCAGUCACUGAACAGAAAACAACUGUAUUGCCGGAAACGAAGCAAUCCGCUUCAUCUGACAAUUUGGUAAAUUUGGUGCAAAAAUCAGCUCCGAUGCACACAAGUAAAGUGUCACCACAAGCCAUUGAACAGAAAACAGCUGUAUUACCGGAAGCGAAGCAAGUGGAAAUAGCAAAUUUCGAGCCUUCUACAUCAGCGGAUUCGAAUUAUUCGGAUUCGGAUAUCUCAAAAACCACAACCAUGAGCAUGGAUACUGGAAAUUCGACAACACCAAGUGCUGAGAAUGAUGCCGUGGUAGAAAAGCACUAUGAUUUCGAGUUUUUGAUUCGUCUACAAAAGAAAUUAAUAACCCUGGAUGAUCCGAGCAAACUUUGUGCAAUUGGAGAUGCUCUGCUUACGCCAGCUUCAUCAGGUGUCGGUUUACCGCCCGAUGUAUUAUUUUCGGACAAUAAUAUUUUGUCGUUUGACAUUUGCAAGUUGAAUUCAGUGGUGAUCGGAAAAUUAAGUGAAAUUUGCUUUGGCAAUGCUUAA